Molecule: messenger RNA, 3093 nt
Organism: Propithecus coquereli (Coquerel's sifaka)
Lineage: Eukaryota; Metazoa; Chordata; Mammalia; Primates; Indriidae
Gene: PGBD1
Product: piggyBac transposable element derived 1
Exons: 7
Coding region: 398-2821 (807 amino acids)
Molecular function (GO): sequence-specific DNA binding
Source: RefSeq, a predicted model, not a curated record
GGAAGAGCUGGCGAGACCCGCGAGCCCACGGUCGGGGAUCUGGGGAGGCGGCCGGCACCCCCGACUGUGGAGCCCCGGGCCUCCGCGCUCCCUUGGGAGCCUUUCACGAGGUCGGCCACGUCUUUAUUGUGCACCGUCUCUGAACUUCUGGUCUAUUAAACAACAAUUAGACACGCACUCAUUGAGUGCCCACUGUGUGCCAAGCGCUGUGCUAGGUCCUGGGGUGUGAUCUCCAUCAGAUACCUUCUGGGCCCGCCUAACUGUCCUGGCUACUGGCAUCUCAGGUACGUCUGCGUGCAUUCAUCAAGAAGUCCAUCAAUAUUUGUUGAAUACCAGAUAUACAUUUCUGAACAUAGACCCUAGCUAAGUGAACCUUUUUCUAGCCUCCAAGCUCAACAUGUAUGAAGCUUUGCCAGGCCCUGCUCUUGAAAAUGAAGAUGGCUCUGUAAAAGUGAAGGAGGAAGAUCCCACCUGGGAGCAGUUGUGCAAUGCACAGGAGGGCAGUUCCCACACUCAGGAGCUUUGCCGCUUGCGCUUUCGGCAAUUCUGCUACCAGGAGGCUUCUGGGCCCUGGGAAGCUCUGGCCCAACUCCGAGAAUUUUGCCAUCAAUGGCUAAGGCCAGAGAUGCACACCAAGGAGCAGAUCCUGGAGUUACUGGUGCUCGAGCAGUUCCUGACCAUCCUGCCCAAGGAGCUCCAGGCAUGUGUGCAGAUGUAUCCUCUGGAGAGCGGAGAGGAAGUAGUGACAGUGCUGGAGAAUCUAGAGACAGGACGUGGAGACACAGGACAGCAGGCCUCUGUCUACAUUCAGGGACAGAACAUACACCUAGAGGUGACAGAUUAUCAUGGAGUCUCUUUGGAAUGUCAGAACCUCCAGCUCCUGCCUGGUGAAAGUACCCUGAAGUGUGAACCUCCACAGCUUCACCAAGAGAACCCCCAAGAAGUGAGUGGGCCUGUUCCCCAGGUACUAGCCCAUCUCCAGGAAGAAAGACCCAGAGACAAGACAGCAGUGUCUGAAUUUAACCCAGCCAGGUCCCAGACAUCAGUGAAGACUGAGGAAGAAACAGCCCAGGCCCCUGCCCCACAGGAGUGGCCACAUCUGAGUCUGGCUCAGAGGAACCUCUGUGGGAACUCAGCUGAGGAGAAGGCUGCAAGCCUUGGUCUGAUGACUGAAGAAAUUGUAACUAAAGAUGGAUUGUUUAAUGCAAAGCAAGAAACUUCUGAAGAAAUGAAACAAGGUUGGGAGGCCUCAGGAAUACCCAACAGAGAUCAUGCACCCCAGAUCCCUUAUAUUCCUGUCCCUACUGAAAGGACAGUUGUACAUUUGAACACUCUGAAGGACCGUCACCCUGGUGACUUAUGGACCCGGACACACAUUUCAUCCUUGGAAUAUGCUGCAGGAGAUAUUACCCGAAAAGGGAGAAAAAAAGACAAAGCUCGAGUGAGUGAACUACUCCAAGGCCUCGCAUUUUCUGGUGACUCAGAUUUGGAGGAAGAUAAUGAGCCUGAGACCCAGCCUGCUCAAAAGAAGCUAAAAGUGUCAAGUGUCCCAGAAAAGAAUUGGACCAAAAGAGACAUUAAACCCAACUUUCCAAGCUGGUCAGCCCUGGAUUCUGGACUUUUGAAUCUCAAGAAUGAAAAGUUGAACCCAGUAGAGCUCUUUGAAUUAUUUUUUGAUGAUGAAACAUUCAACUUAAUUGUCGGUGAAACCAAUAAUUAUGCUUCUCAGAAAAAUGUCAGCUUGGAAGUCACAGUUCAGGAAAUGAGGUGUGUGUUUGGUGUUCUGCUUUUGAGUGGGUUUGUGAGGCGUCCCAGAAGGGGACUGUAUUGGGAAAUCCCUGAUGCUGAUCAGAACUUGGUUAGAGAUGCUAUUAGAAGGGACAGAUUUGAGUUGAUUUUCUCAUACCUGCACUUUGCAGAUAAUGGCCACCUAGAUCAAAAAGAUAAGUUUACAAAACUGAGGCCUCUCAUAAAGCAAAUGAAUAAAAAUUUCCUCUUGUAUGCUCCUCUAGAAGAAUACUAUUGCUUUGAUAAGUCAAUGUGUGAAUGCUUUGAUAGUGACCAAUUCCUGAAUGGAAAGCCUAUUAGAAUUGGCUAUAAAAUUUGGUGUGGCACAACCACACAGGGUUAUCUGGUUUGGUUUGAACCCUAUCAAGAAGAAUCAAGUAUGAAGGCAUAUGAAGAUCUUGGCCUUGGGUUAGGUGAAAAUCUAGUGAUGAACUUUGCUGAUGUUCUUUUAGAGAGAGGUCAAUAUCCCUAUCACCUGUGUUUUGAUAGCUUCUUUACAAGUGUCAAAUUAGUGUCAGCCUUGAAGAAGAAGGGAGUGAGGGCAACAGGAAUGAUUCGUGAAAACAGGACUGAAAAAUGCCCCCUUAUGAAUGGAGAACAUAUGAAAAAAAUGAAGAGGGGGUAUUUUGAUUUCCGAGUGGAAGAAAAUGAUGAGAUAAUUUUGUGUCGUUGGUAUGGUGAUGGCAUUAUCAGUCUGUGCUCCAAUGCUGUAGGCAUAGAACCAGUUAGUGAGAUAAGUUGUUUUGUUGAUGAUGAAGAGAUCCCUCAGAUAAGUCAACCAUCCAUAGUGAAAGUGUACAAUGAAAGCAAGGAAGGUGUAGCUAAAAUGGAUCAAAUUAUUUCCAAAUAUAGGGUGAGAAUAAGAAGCAAGAAAUGGUACUCAAUUUUGGUGAGCUACAUGAUUGAUGUAGCCAUGAACAAUGCAUGGCAACUACACAGAACCUGUAACCCAGGUGCCUCUCUAGACAUCUUGGAUUUUCGGAGAUGUGUUGCACAUUUCUACUUGCAACACAAUGCUAAUCUGUCAGAUUAAGGCAGAUAAAUGGACACAAUGCAGACAUUAAUAAGACAUAACAAAAUGAUAACUACACAUUAGAUUGUACCCUUCCAAAGCAAAUCUGAUGUAUGUAGUGAAAUUAACUAAUUAAGUAAUAUUUUAAAAAUCAGACAUUUAUAUAAAGUUUCAAAGACUUGUAACAAAUAAUGUUAAAAAUUAUCUGAGAAAAUGUUGAACUCCAGUGGUACCCUUUCUCUAUGUCUAAUUUUGUGUCAGACAUGUGGGGAAGCAUUUCUUUGUUGCAUUGA